Molecule: messenger RNA, 1212 nt
Organism: Aspergillus melleus
Lineage: Eukaryota; Fungi; Ascomycota; Eurotiomycetes; Eurotiales; Aspergillaceae
Product: putative endo-1,3(4)-beta-glucanase
Exons: 1
Coding region: 1-1212 (403 amino acids)
Source: RefSeq, a predicted model, not a curated record
AUGGUCCUCGACGACGCCUCCCCCCAGGCCACAAUGGGCGGAGGAGAAGGAGGAGGAGCAGGCGGAGGCACCUUCGUACCCGAAAACACCGAAUUCCCCAUCCCGAAAUUCUACCCACGACAAGUGCGCCCGGAGCUCGUGGUCCGCCCAGAUUUAUUCAUCAUGGCCUUCUACCCGGGCCCGUGGCAAUGGCGCCGAAAACUCACAUUCACGCUCAACCGCCGACUAACCAACAUGGAAGCCAUCACGGAGCGGCCCCUCACGCAAGACGAGAUCGACGCGAUGGUCACACACACGAGUCGACGGGUCUAUCACGAGCGAUUCGGAGCGCCGCUGGGCCUGGCGCAGACAUAUAACUCGAUAUGCAAGACGCUGCAGAAAUGGGAUACCUGGCGAGUGUAUUACCAUCGGGAAGGGAAGUGGGUGCAUCCGGUGGAUGGGUUCAAGGCGUUGCGGGACAUGGCGAUGGCGGAUUCCGCGAGCGCGGCGAAACUGCUGGGGACGGUGGGGGUGCGGGGGUUCUUCUGGACUCUGCUGGCGUUGACGGCGUCGACGAUGGGGGCGACGUUUAUGGAGACGCUGAACUUGGCGAUGGAUCCCCGGUUGGCUGAUUUUAGGGAGGUGGCGAAAAACCAGGAUCCUGAGGUUAAGAAGCGGAAGGCGAUGGAGGCGUGGAAGCGCGAGGCGGCUGAGAAGGCGGGCAGGAUUGUUCCGGGGAUUGCGGGCGACCAAACGAACCCAGGAGCGGAGCAAGGGCAGCAGCAGCAAGAGCAGUCGGCGUCGGCGUCGACGAGUUGGGGAUCUUCAUCGCCGUCGCCGUCGCUACCUCCUAGAGCUCGGCCGGUUGCGGAACAGUCUCAGGGUGCCAGUUUCUUCGAUGAUGACGAUGCCAGUCCCACGGCUCCGGAGUACAGGCAUGCCGAGGGCAGGAGCCAAGGCGGAAGUGCCUGGGACCGGAUCAGACAGCACACUAUGUCAGGUUCGCCAAGCCAAAGCGGCCAGAGUCCACAAGCCAAGCAGGAACAGGGAGGAUGGAACUCAUGGCAAGGGGCAUCGAGUUCUGGCUCUGGCUCUGGCUCUGGCUACUCCUCUUCAAACCCGGAUUGGGGUAGACAGCGGGAGCGUGAACAGUCGCAGGCGGAGUUCGAUCGGCUGGUCGAGGCCGAAAGGAAUGCCGGUACUGAUUCGUGGAGUGCUGGAAAGCGUUGGUGA